AUACCUGUAUUGCCAUACAUUUAGGUUCCGGAUGAAGCUGUUAGCAAAUGCACAUCAUGUGGAUCAGAUUUUGGAGCUUUCAAUCGCAGGGAAUUGUGGCGAUAUUUUCUGCGACAAGUGCACAAAGGGUAGAAUUGCUCUCACUGCAGAAGAAAAUGCUCAGCAAGUCCGAGUUUGUGAUAGAUGCAUGGCAGAAGUUUCUCAAAGGUUAAGCAAUGCAAAAGAAACUGUUAGCAAACCUGUCGGUCUGCAAAGUCAUGAAGAUCUUGUGCGAAGGCUUCAGGAGGAAUUGAACAAGAAUCGUAA
Molecule: messenger RNA, 306 nt
Organism: Musa acuminata subsp. malaccensis (wild Malaysian banana)
Lineage: Eukaryota; Viridiplantae; Streptophyta; Magnoliopsida; Zingiberales; Musaceae
Source: RefSeq, a predicted model, not a curated record